Messenger RNA from Phyllopteryx taeniolatus (common seadragon), 1706 nucleotides. It is a transcript of the gene tmem237a, whose product is annotated as transmembrane protein 237a. The transcript has 11 exons. Lineage: Eukaryota; Metazoa; Chordata; Actinopteri; Syngnathiformes; Syngnathidae. Gene Ontology annotation, biological process: cilium assembly. Bases 372 to 1487 code for a protein of 371 amino acids. Gene Ontology annotation, cellular component: ciliary transition zone. The record is from RefSeq and is a predicted model, not a curated record.
UCGCACUUCAAAAGGUGAGUAUUUCCACUUGUAUUAUGUAUGGUUAUUUUAAUCGAUCAUCCAAUAUGAUUUAGUAUGAUUAAAGGUCUUUUGAUGGCAACAGUUUGACCCCGGGACAGAUCAUUUGCGAAGCCUCCUGCCGGUCAGCUUAGCGCCGGUUGCUACUUUGCUGAUGACAUCAUCACAAAGCUCCCCCAGAGGCUCAGCACGCGUCCACCUGUCACUCACUUCAGUGUCCAUGUCGCCAUCGUGAAGACAAGCUGAGCACAGCACAGACGGCGGCAGCAGCUGCGCUCGCAGGCUAAUCCAAUCACAGCAAACGUUUGGCGCUAAUUGACUGACCUCAAUCACUGAUUGGCAGACGGGUCGCCAUGCCAACAGUCAAGGGCAGGAAGAGGAAGUCCAGGAAAGAAGUCAACGAUGGCGACGGUGAAGUGGUUUGCGUAGACGUGGAGAAUGAGGAAUUGACCAAUCAGAGAAGAGAAGCCGCCACGCCGCCCUUCCUGGACGUGGCGGCACCACAGAAAAAAAAGAAGAAGAAGAGGACGCCAACAAUCGAUCAGCAGGUGGAGCAUGUCGACACGCCAAACGGGAACACGGCCGAAGCCGCGGUGGACGAGGACGAAUCCACGGUCGCUGUGAGCAGAAAGACCAAAAGGAAGAGGAAGGCCAAGCCCACGGAGCCUCACAGCGACGACCUCGGCGCCGAAGAUGACGACAUUGUGGCGGACGCCCCCUCGCCCAUUCCCCAGCAUUCCUUGUUCUCCGCCCCCCAAGGACAUAGUCAACCUGUUGGCAGAGUCUUUAUGGAGCGAAACAGGCGUUUUCAGGCAGAGCGAGUGGAGCAGUUCCGACAUCCCGAGCAGGUGGACGACUACUUGGAGCCCAGACAGAUGACGUGGACCACCAGAGACGUAGCCAUGAAAGUCCACAGCAGCUUCAGGGUUGUGGGCCUUUUCUGCCACGGCUUCCUGUCCGGUUACGCCGUGUGGAACGUGAGCGUCGUGUACGUGCUUGCCGGCGAGCACAUGUCCACGCUGGCCAAUCUCCUGCAGCAGUAUCACUCUCUGGCCUACAGCGCGCAGUCGCUGCUCUACCUGCUGCUCGCCAUCAGCACCGUGUCCGCCUUCGACCGAGUGAACCUGGCCAAGGCCUCCAUGGCCCUGAGGGGCUUCAUCACGUUGGAUCCGGCCGCUCUCGCCUCCUUCUUGUACUUCAUAGCGUUGAUCCUGUCCCUCAGUCAACAGAUGACUAGCGAUCGCAUCCACCUGUAUCCCACCGCCAACAACACUUUGUGGCCUCCUGGAUCUGAGGAGCAGAUCUUGCGACCGUGGAUCGUGGUCAACCUGGUGGUGGCGCUGCUGGUGGGCCUGGCUUGGGCCGUCAUUUCCACGCGGCCGAGUGUCGACUACACGGAAGAGUUCUUGAUGUCCAUGGAAGUUGAGGGCUAUCCCAGAGGCGAUGAGAACUCGGACAUUCCAGCCUGAAACCUUGUCUAAAAUGUUUACUGUAUUUAUAUUUUCAAAUUUUUUUUUGUACAAUAUGUCUUCUACAUUUUUUUGUAUUUUUGUGAUUUGGUGAAUGUGAAAAAUAAAUGUAGCGUCUGAGAGCCAAAUUGUUGUGCGGUGCUUGUGCAACUUUUAAGCAUGAGGUGGCGCUGGUUCCUUCUGAAUCCAAUAAACGAGUACAGGUACAGUACAUAUUGG